GAAAAUGUUGAGAGUAGAGGACCAAAAGUGCAAUUAGCCUUUUAUAAACUUUUAUCGAACCCACACUCGGCCGCCCCAAGACUCAAAUUCCAUCUCUGCUUUCUCAUCCACUCUUGGCUCGGCUGCCGCCCAUCUCUUGGUAGAAAAAGUGAAGAAUGGUGGCUGGGAUGGUGAUGGUGCGUCCGUAUGUGUCAGCCUCCACGCUAAGUCGAGCUCUGCCAUCAGCAGCCUCUGCACUAAGUCGAGCUCUACCAACCUUAUUUGCUGAACCAAGGAAUAAUUGGUUAGUGUGUGAGACUCAGAGCAUGAAAUUGUUAAAUGAUAGAGCAACCGCCAACAAACACAGAAACUCAAGGAGACUGGUGUUUGGUGGUGGGAGGAGGUUCACUACUCGAGCUUCCCACGUCAAUGAUGCUGGCUACAUUGGCUCGCCUCUCAUGCAGUCCAUGGAGAACAAGAUCAAGGAACAGCUGAAUGCAGAAUCUGUUAUUGUUAAAGAUGCUAACGGGGAUGGUCGGCAUGUCAGCAUUGAUGUUGUCUCUUCAUCUUUUGAGGGCCAAUCUGCUGUGAAUAGGCAGAGGAUGGUGUACAAAGCCAUAUGGGAGGAGCUUCAAAACACAGUGCAUGCAGUAGAUCAGAUGACUACUAAAACCCCAGAUGAAGCAGCAACACAAAAGUGAUACAAGUGUUAGUUGAAAGUUAGAGGCCACACUCCCCUGAUAUAUUCCGUCGCUACAUUUUAUCAAACUUCCAUAAUUUUAUGAUCUUUAUCCGUCAAUGAUUUUGAAUGAUCAUAAUUGCCUCUUUGCUGUGUCUUGCAUUCUUGUAUUUGAAAUGUUUUUAUUUUCUUUCCGGUAGUUUUUCUUUUACCUUCUAUGAUGAAUAAAAAACGUAUUGUUCUUUCA
Rosa rugosa (rugosa rose) is the source of this 905-nucleotide messenger RNA. Its product is annotated as protein BOLA4, chloroplastic/mitochondrial. The transcript has 2 exons. The record is from RefSeq and is a predicted model, not a curated record. Bases 156 to 680 code for a protein of 174 amino acids. NCBI's taxonomy places the organism in Eukaryota, Viridiplantae, Streptophyta, Magnoliopsida, Rosales, Rosaceae.